AUGGGUUUCCUCGACUGGUUGUUGCCUCCAAGCAUCUUCAAUGUGUCCCAAACACGCCUGCUUGGUAAGGAGCAAGGUGCCCAGCUGGAGCCCAAAUUCAGGCCAGCUCUCCUGGUGGUUGACAUGCAAGAGGACUUUUGCCCACCGAACGGCUCCCUCGCCGUCGCCGGCGGCCGCUCCAUAACCCCUUUAAUCAACACCCUCCUCACCUCCCCUCUCUUCGUCCUCCGCGUCGCCACAAAGGACUGGCACCCACCGAACCACAUCUCCUUCGCCUCCAACCACCAGCACCUUUCCUCCCCCGAGUCUCCUUCCCUCAACUCCUCAUGCUGCCCUUCACCUCCCACCGAUGCAACCCCCUUCAUCUCAACAACCACAAUCCACAACCCCCACAACCCCUCAGAAUCCUACACCACCCGCCUCUGGCCCCCGCACUGCAUCGCCGACACCCCGGGCGCCUCCCUCAUCCCGGAGCUCGACGUUUCCAAAAUCGACAAAAUCCUCGAAAAGGGCACCGACCCGCGCGUGGAAAUGUACAGCGCCUUUUACGACCCCUUUACUUGCCCCCGAGUCUCCGACAGCGGACUGGCAGAGAUGCUGAGACAAGCAAAAGUCACGCAUGCCUAUGUCGUCGGGUUGGCGUCCGAUUACUGCGUAUGGAGCACGGCGAUGGACGCGCACAAGGAAGGGUUCGAGACGGUGAUAAUAGAAGAGGCGACGAGGGCUGUUGAUGAGGAGGGCUGGAGGGCAUGUAAGAGCGCUUUGGCGGCGGAGGGGAAGGGGGUGAGGGUCGUGAGGUGGGAGGGGGAGGAGGUUGGGCGGUUGUUUCCUGAGGGUUUGGGGGAGAUGAAGACGGCGUUGGGUGUUGAUGAUGUUGAUAAUGAAAAGGAGCCUGUGGAGGAGGAGAAGAUUUGA
Molecule: messenger RNA, 915 nt
Organism: Sordaria macrospora k-hell
Lineage: Eukaryota; Fungi; Ascomycota; Sordariomycetes; Sordariales; Sordariaceae
Source: RefSeq, a predicted model, not a curated record